Messenger RNA from Brenthis ino (lesser marbled fritillary), 306 nucleotides. The record is from the annotation of a GenBank genome assembly. Lineage: Eukaryota; Metazoa; Arthropoda; Insecta; Lepidoptera; Nymphalidae.
AUGACUGAAAUUCCUCAAGAAAUCCUCGAUGAAUUACUAGGAAGGGAUUCUAAUUCUACAGAUGAUGAAAUUGUUCAUUCUAACCCUCUAAAUUCCCCUUCUGUUCCCAUAGAUACCUUAGCGAUACCUGAUGAACCUUACUCUCAAACAGAACCAGAACCGCAACCUUCGACUAGUUGGCAAAAUCCUGAAACCUUACCUGUAUCAACUUACCCAAGUCCAGAAACUCCUCAUUCAGUUCCUGAAACAUACUGGCCCAAGGUCACCAAGAAUAUGUCAAUCAACUCGAGCUCUGGUAUCUACUGG